Molecule: messenger RNA, 18030 nt
Organism: Argiope bruennichi
Lineage: Eukaryota; Metazoa; Arthropoda; Arachnida; Araneae; Araneidae
Product: midasin-like
Exons: 91
Coding region: 75-16118 (5347 amino acids)
Biological process (GO): rRNA processing; ribosomal large subunit assembly
Cellular component (GO): preribosome, large subunit precursor; nucleus
Molecular function (GO): ATP binding; ATP hydrolysis activity
Source: RefSeq, a predicted model, not a curated record
AUGAUUUGUGAAAAUGUUUUGCACGUGUGUUUGAAAUAUCAAUAUAUAAUUAAGUAUUGGGAAAAUUUUUAACAAUGGAGAAAUGGACUAUAUCUGCGGCUUUAAAUCUUCUUGCAGAUGGUGAUGAAUAUCUGACUUCACUUUUUUCCAAGUAUUUGAAUAGACAGCUUUGGAGUAAUGAAGAAUCUCAAGAGAUAAUUAAUAAACUUUCCAAUGUUUUGUUGAAUGAAAACUAUACAACAAAAGUAGCAGAGCUGUUUUCUCCAGUACUACUUGAACUUCUCUCUCAAGCCAGUAGUUUUUUGGAUGGUUCUGCUGACUGUUAUCUGAGACAUGAAUGGCUUUGUAUAUGCUUAUCCAAACUUAUUUGGAUCUAUCCUGAAGUUGGACGGUUCACAAGGACAUAUUUUGAGAAGAAAAGGCAGUUAUUUUGGAGAUAUGAAAAUGUUGAGCAACCUCCAAAUAAAAAACAAAAAACUUCUCGUGGUAACGUACCACAGCUAUAUCAGCUUUUAAAAGCUGGCUAUCUCUUUUUGAUUUAUGAUGCAUCAUAUUUCAAAGGUUUGUGGUCUUGGAGUAUUAUUGUCCAGUUUCUAAAAGAUUCUGAUGUCAGAGCAAGAUGGUAUGCACAUCGCUGUCUUGGUCAUGUUGCAAAUAUUAAAGAUUCAAAUUUAUAUGAAAUAUUUGAAAAACAUUUGUCACGUGAAGAAUAUGCAGCUUGUGCCAGAGAAGCAUUUGAAAUUAAUACAUUUUGGAAUCGAAAAUCAUAUGAUCCUAGACAGAUGCAGCUCUCUUACAACUUUGAACCAGAAAUUUUUUCAGAUGUUGUAAGACUAACUGUCAAUGUGUGUGGUGUUCUUUUAAGCAAGGUUAAUGAAACUGAAGUUACAACCGAUUCCAAACUUGUUUAUGUUACAAGCACUUCACAAGUAAUGAAAUCCCUAGCAUUGGCUGUGUCAUCUUCAGAACCUGUUUUGUUGCAAGGCCCUGUUGGAUGUGGAAAGACAUCUCUAAUUCAAGAAAUAGCUUCAUUGAUUGGUAGACGUCCCGUGGAAAAUUUUCUGAAAAUACAGCUUGGUGAUCAUGUAGAUAGCAAGAUGCUGUUGGGUGCUCAUGUGUGUACAGAUAUUCCAGGGCAGUUUGUUUGGAAACCUGGUAUUUUAAUCAAAGCCAUGACUGAAGGUCAUUGGUUGCUUUUAGAGGAUAUUGAUUGUGCUCCAAUGGAUAUUAUCUCACUUUUAAUUCCUGUUCUGCAGUCUAGAUCUAUUACUUUACCUGGUCAUCCAAAACCAGUUAAAGCAGCUCCAGGAUUUCAGUUAUUUGCCACAAAAAGAUUUAUAACUGGAUCUUAUGGAUGUUAUUUGGAAGUGAAGAAGAAUGCUGAUUUAAUCGACAAACAGUGGAGAAAGCUGAUAGUUAAGUCAUUAUCAGAUGAUGAGCUUACUCAAGUUAUAUGUUCUAAGUGGCCUGUGCUGAAGAUUUUUACUCCUCAAAUUCUGUCUGCUUUUAAUAAACAUCUUUUUGAUAUAAAAGAUGCUAAAACCACCCAUCCACCUGAAUCUAUGAAUAAUUCUUGUAAGUUUGGGAGAACUUUAACAUUGAGGGAUUUAUUAAAAUACUGCAAUAGAAUUGCUGAAAAUUUUAACAAGACAAAAGACGAAACCAAAGUAAAUGCUCUGAGACACGCCAUAGAUUGUUUGGCUGAUAACAUACCAAAUCCUGAGCACGAAUUAAGAUAUAUACAUUACAUUUGUGAUCGUUUUGGUCUUGAUCGUAGCAAGGGUGAUUACUUCUUUCAUAAGCAUAAACCAAAUAUUGAGAACUCUUCUGAUUCAGUUUUAAUAGGCCAAAUUUGUCUUCCAAAGAAGCCAAGUGAAAUUAAAUUUACAAGAGUGCAUGCUAGUACUUUUGCUCACACUCGUCAAGCAUUGGCAUUGUUAGAAAAAGUAGCAACUUGUGUGAAACAUAAAGAACCAGUACUUUUAGUUGGAGAAACAGGAACUGGGAAAACUUCAAUAGUUCAGUACCUUGCUGAAUUAAUUAAUCAAAAAUUAACUGUUAUAAAUAUGAGUCAGCAAAGUGAUUCUGUAGAUCUUGUUGGAGGGUACAAACCUGUUGAUUUAAUGUAUGCAAUUCGACCCGUUAAGGAGGAAUUUGAGCAACUUUUCCCAUUAACAAUGAAUGCAAAGGAAAAUGCCAAGUUUCUUGGGCAUAUAGCAAAUUGCUAUAGUAAAAAAGCAUACUACAAAUUAAGUGCUCUCAUGCUUUAUGCCCAGAAGAAUAUUGUGAAUCUCUAUGUUUCUAAAUAUAUGCCUCAUGGAAAAUACUUGGAUUUAAUUAGUCAAUGGGAGAAAUUAGGUGAAAAGAUCAAGCACUUGCAAGAUCAGAUAAAGCAAGGAAAGCCCACUCUUGCAUUUCAGUUUAUGGAGGGGGCUCUUGUCAAAGCUAUGAAGAAUGGAGAAUGGCUGUUGCUUGAUGAAAUUAACUUAGCUGAAGCUGAAACUCUAGAAUGUCUUGUUGGUGUUUUGGAGCAAGAUGAUUCUCUAAUACUCUUAGAGAAAGGUGAUAAUGAACCAGUUAAAAGGCACCCUGAUUUUCGUAUUUUUGCCUGCAUGAAUCCUGCAACAGAUGUUGGCAAAAAGGAAUUACCAAUUGGUAUAAGGAACAGAUUUACAGAAUUUUUUGUUGAAGAAGUUUCAAACGAAACUGACCUAUUGAUACUUGUACAUGAAUACCUUAAGACUUUAUCAGUGAACAACAAAGUAAUUGAAAAUAUAGUGAAGUUUUAUAAAAAGAUUAAAAUUGCUGCUUCCAAAACGUUAAAUGAUGGCAGUGGAUAUCGUCCUCAUUACAGUUUGAGAACACUUUGCCGUGCUUUGAGAUAUGCUUCUUCUAAUCCAUGCCACAAUGUUCCCAGGUCAUUAUAUGAAGCAUUUUGUCUAAGUUUCUUGUCACAAUUGGAUAAUCCAUCUCAUCACUAUGUAACAAAAGCAAUCCAAGAAUGUUUGCUUGGGGACAGAUUAUCUGUCUUAAAACAAAGCAUUCCUGAACCAGGGAAUGGAAGUUUUGUUCAAGUGGCUGGAUACUGGAUUCUAAAAGGCACACAAGAGCCAUGUGAGCCAGAAAAUUAUAUAUUUACUAAAACUGUUCAAAGAAAUCUUCAUGAUUUAGCUCGGAUUGUUUCAGCAGGGCGUUUUCCUGUUCUCUUACAAGGAGAAACAUCUUCUGGUAAAACUAGUCUUAUACAGUACCUUGCCAAAAUUACAGGAAAUGUUUGCCUUAGAGUAAAUAACCAUGAACAUACUGACAUCCAAGAAUAUGUUGGAACUUACGGUGCAGAUGCGAGUGGCAAGCUAGUUUUUAGAGAAGGUAUAUUGGUUGAGGCUAUGAGGAAAGGUUAUUGGAUAAUUUUGGAUGAACUGAACCUUGCCCCAACUGAAGUCAUGGAAGCAUUAAAUCGAGUCUUGGAUGACAAUCGAGAGCUUUUUAUAUCUGAGACUCAAGAAGUAAUCAAAGCUCAACCUGGUUUUAUGAUUUUUGCAACCCAGAAUCCUCCUGGACAUUAUGGAGGCAGAAAGAUUUUAUCUAGAGCUUUCAGGAACCGUUUCAUUGAACUUCAUUUUAAUGAAAUCCCUCCUCAUGAGUUGGAAGUCAUUUUAGAGAAGAGAUGUAAAUUAUCUCGUUCUCACAGCAUAAAACUUGUUGCUGUCAUGCACGAGUUGCAGAUGAGACGUAGAGAAAGUGGUGUUUUUGCUGGUAAGCAAGGAUUUAUAACUUUGCGUGACUUGUUUCGCUGGGGUGAAAGAUAUAAUCAUGCUAAGCCGCCAGUUACUGGAUUUUAUGAUUGGGAUCAGCAUUUGGCAGAUGAAGGUUAUUUGUUAUUAGCUGGUAAAGUACGACAUCCUGAAGAAGUUCUUGUCAUUCAAGACGCAAUACUGAAGCAUUUAAAAAGAAAAACCAAUCCUGAGACUCUCUUUACUUUAAAUGGGAACACAUCUGUAACUACAAAACAUAUCUUGCAGACAAUCCUUGGGACUCAUUUGCAGCCACCACUAACUAAUAUUGUUUGGACUGAACAUAUGAGACGUUUGGCUGUACUUGUUGGAAAAGCAAUGCAGUUUAAUGAACCAGUUCUUUUGAUUGGCAAUACUGGAUGUGGUAAAACAACUAUGUGUCAAAUCUUUGCCCAAAUGUGUGGUAAAGAACUGUAUUCUGUAAAUUGUCACAUGCAUUCUGAAAGUGCAGAUUUUUUGGGUGGACUACGGCCUGUCAGAGAUGUUAAAGAAAGAGAAACAAAGUUAUUUGAGUGGGCUGAUGGGCCAUUGAUUAAAGCUAUGAAUGAAGGAAGUUAUUUUCUUUGUGAUGAAAUAUCAUUGGCUGAUGAUUCUGUCCUGGAGCGAUUAAACAGUGUUCUUGAACAAGAGCAAAAAAUACUGUUAACUGAAAAAAACACGGAUGUCAGUAUGAAUUUAGAGAUUAAAGCAAAAAGAGGAUUUCAUUUUUUUGCUACUAUGAACCCUGGUGGUGAUUAUGGCAAAAAAGAGCUUUCUCCGGCCCUCAGAAAUCGUUUUACAGAAAUUUGGUGCCCAAGUAAUAUUUCGAAAAAGUCUGACGUGAUAGAAAUUGUUGAACACAACAUUAGAGCUGAUUUGCAACCCAAAGAAGGGAGAAAAAGUUUAAAUUAUGGUGAAAAAAUUGCAAAUUUUUUGUGUUUUUAUAGUCAGCUACCUUUUGGAAAAAUGGCUACCAUAACUGUAAGAGAUAUUUUAACUUGGGUAGAAUUUAUCAAUGUUACUGCAGGUAAAAUACUCCCCCCACUUGAGGCUUAUCUUCAUGGUGCUAUUCUUGUAUUUUUGGAUAGCAUUGGUUCAGGUCCAACUGCUGUUAAUAAUCCAGAAUUUCUUAUUGAAAUAAAGAAAAAAUGUUUUAAGUUUCUUGGAUCACAAAGUGGCAGGACUUUUGAUAUAAAUACAGUUUGCUUGUUGAUGCCUGAUGGCACUGAAGCGUUUACCAAUGUACCUAUUGGAAUGUUUAAAGGAGGGUUUGGAAUUGAACCAUUUCUCAUUGAGUGUGUUAAGCAGAAAGGAGAUCAAAAGAAGUAUAUUUUGGAAGCAAGAGUCACAAAGGCGAAUAUUUUACGUCUUCUUCGUGCAAUGCGGUUACCAAAGCCUAUUCUUCUAGAAGGUAGUCCUGGAGUAGGAAAAACUAGUAUGGUUGAAGCCUUAGCAAGAGCAUCAGGGCACAAAUUAGUGCGAAUUAAUCUUUCUGAGCAGACGGAUGUAUCUGAUCUCUUUGGUGCUGAUUUACCAGUUGAAGGUGGGAAAAUGGGGGAAUUUGCUUGGCGAGAUGGACCACUACUGCAAGCUUUGAAAAACGGACAUUGGAUUUUACUUGAUGAGCUAAAUUUGGCAUCACAAUCUGUUCUCGAAGGACUGAAUGCUUGCCUGGAUCACAGAAGUGAAAUUUAUAUUUCAGAAUUAGGGCUAACAUUCCACGUAAAUAAAUCGUCCGUAAGAAUCUUUGCUUGCCAAAAUCCUUAUCAACAAGGUGGCUCACGGAAGGGUCUUCCUCGAUCCUUUUUAAAUAGAUUUACACAAGUUUACAUGACCCCAAUGGAUAGCAAUGAUUUCUUUAAAAUUGCACAUGCUAUGUAUCCUGAUAUUCCAAAAGCUUUGUUGUAUGCAAUGAUUGCAUUCAAUAAUGAGAUUGAUUCACUAGUGAAUAAGCAAAAAGUAUGGGGACUUGAAGGAUCUCCUUUUGAAUUUAACCUACGUGAUAUAUUUAGAUGGUGCGAAGCAAUUGUACGUAGCCAGAUGAGAGGAGAAUACAACAUUGGAGAAUUUGUUAGAUUGAUUUAUGCUGACCGUAUAAGAAAUCCCACAGAUAAAAGUCAGGUGUUUUUGCUCUACAAGCAUGUCAUGAAUGCCAAAGGACUAUCUCCCGAACAUUUCGUUAUGCAGCGUCCUUUAGAUUUAAAUGUGUAUGAAGAUUCAGUUCAGUUAGGAAAUGCAUCAAUUAAAUGUGUUGGCAGGAGUGUUGUUGACACAAAUAUGACUGCUGUGCCAUCUUCGCAUUUACCUAUUCUGGAAUCAAUAAUGAAGUGUGUUGAAAUGAAUUGGAUGCCCAUCUUGGUUGGCUCUUCUGGUAGUGGGAAAUCGUCAUUGGUUCGUCUUCUAGCAGAGUUGUGUGGUCAGCGAUUGCAAAUUCUAUCUGUCAAUUCUGAAAUGGACACAAUGGAGCUUUUGGGAGGUUUUGAACAGGUUGAUUUGAAUCGAAAACUUGAAUUAAUUGAUCAAGAUCUGGAGCCUGUUGUACGAGCAGCUGUUCUUCAUUGUAUACAUCCAUCUGCCAUAGGUCACACAACUAAUCGCCUAGACGAUAUAUUAGCUCAUGCACAUUUCUUGUCUAACAUACAAUCAAACACUUCCUUAAAAGUGAUAGCACGCCGUUUGCUGGAUUUGAUUGAUGUCCUGUCUGAGCUGCAUAUCCCUAGAACAAAAAAUGUGUUGUCUAACUGCAGAAAAAUUUUGAAUGAUCUGGGUAAGAAAAUCAAUAUGGGCUCCUCAUCAACUGGAGGACAGUUUGAAUGGGUUGACAGUGUUUUGAUUGAUGCUGCUACUCGAGGCCAUUGGCUUCUGGUCGAUGAUGCUAAUUUUUGCAGCCCAUCUGUUUUGGACAGAUUAAAUUCACUUUUAGAACCAAAUGGUGUACUUACUAUUACUGAGCAAGGUGUUGUUGGAAAAGAAUUGCGUACAAUUACUCCUCAUCCUGAUUUCAGAAUAUUUUUGACUUUGGAUCCCAGAAAUGGAGAAAUCUCUCGAGCUAUGCGUAACAGAGGUGUUGAAAUUUAUGUAACUCCAGUUAAUGUGGAUGCUUUACAAUGGAGGUCUCUCCUGAAUUUAGGCUUGCUUACUCAAUGCAAAGGCCUGAACCACUCAGCUAUGACUUAUCAUUUAUAUACAUUGCACAAUCAUAUGUAUGAGGACAUGGGUUCAUUUUCUCUGUGUGAUUUCCUUAGUGCUGUUUCUUUGUAUGUUCAGCUUAUUCAAAGGAAUGUUGAUACAAAAUCAGCAUUUAUACAGGCUGGCUUGACAGUAUAUAUGAGGUAUACUGGCAACGGCAACAGUAAAUUGCAAUUUCUGAGACUAAAAUGUUGGCCGAAUUACAAAGCUGUCCAGGAUUGCCACGCCACCGAGAAAACACAGGGAAAUUCGAAAAUGUUCAUAAAAACCGGGAAAAUGCAGGGAAUGGUUACUACUGAAUUCAUAAGAAGGAUUGCUCAAAAAUGCCCAACUUUAAAUAAAGAUUUAUGUCUUCCUCUUACAUCUCUGUUGCCAACUAGUAUUGAUUAUCGUCAUAACUCAGUUUGUGCAGCAGUGAAACAACAUGCUUUUGUUUUCUCAUAUUUCAUGAGUCAUUUGAAGAAUCUUGUUAGGAAUGUCCAAGAAGUGGAUGUGCAAGAAGCUUAUUUCCCAUAUCCAGUUCCCACUUUCAGCCAAAAAGGAGAAGGAGUGUUCAAGGACAGGUUUUUCUGUAUUAUACGUCUAAUGAUGGAGUCAUGCUCUGUCCAAUUAUUCAGAUUAUUGGAUGUUUGGCUGCAGUACUAUUUAGAACAAGAAAUCCAAAAUGAGACUUUUUUUGAUGUGAAACAACUUAUGAAGAUGUGUUUGCAACUGAAAAAUGUACUCUCUGAGCAACUCAGUGAUCCUAUAGUUUUGGAAUUGAUUGAUGUUGUUGCAAACAUUUGUGAUCAUUGUGGUUUUACUGAAGUGAAAAAGAGUGAAAUAUCUAUUGAUCCCAGAUGGAAACCAAACAUUUACAGAAAACUAAUCUUUAAAUUUAAACAGAAUUGUGUUAGAGGAGGUAAUGUUAACUUUGAUGAAGAAGCUAAUAUGAUUGAUUUCAAGGUCUCCUGUUGUGCCAACAAAUUUAGCCUCCUUUUAUUGUUACGUACUAUGGAGUUUAGUCACUCCUUUAUCGGAAUAAACCCACAUUUGUGCUCUCUCGUUCAAACUGAGAAGGUGUCAAAACUUUUAGAAGAAAGGAAAAGGAAUGCUGUUGUUGUUCACAACAUUCAUGGUUUCCUUGAAAAUGUUCCUCAUAUCCUUUUGGGGGUACUGAAAAAGAUGGAUUGCCCUGAUGACUAUUAUUGGAAACUUCGAGAUAUUUUGUCUUCUUAUUAUGCUUGUCGUCGAGUAUGUGAAGAACCCUUUGCAGAAAGUGCUGUUUAUGGUCAAUUGCUUCAUUUUUCUACUCACUUCUACUGGUUAUGGAAGAAAAUAAAGAAUAUCUAUGAAUCAGAGGAGGACAUUCCAUCAUCAUUACAGAAUUGUUUCAAGGCUGUUGAUAACUGCCUGUCUUUCAAAAAUAAAGAAAUAAUGUUUCGAUCAAGGUUUGGAAAGAAGUCCAAUUAUCCACUUGGUUUUGUUCAUGAGAAAGCAGCUGAAGCAUACUGCUCUGCUUUAGAAGUUUAUAAACAUAUAUCCCUAUUGCCUCGACUGAAACUCAAAGAACUGAAUUUAAAUGACAUUAAAGUUAUUGUCUUAAAUAAAAGAUCUUGGAUGUCCGUUUUAUCUAGUCAAGUUUAUGAAAGCGUUUUUAGCUCAUUAUUGGAAAGCGUGGAUCAUUAUCAAGGUGUGAAUAAAAUUAAGGAUAUUAAGUUGCAGCUGCAUGAAGCAAAUUUGAUUUCUGAAGAGAAUGAUGACAUCAUGGAAAUUUGCCAAAAUCCAGCUGAAAUACCUCAUAUUUCCAAUGAAAAAUUGGCGGCUCAGAUUCAACUUAUGCCUCUUUUGGAUUAUAUCUUCAAUAUAUAUACUGCAGAGAUAUUUACUCAACGUACCUUGGAUAUUGAUAAGCGUGACAUAAUUAUUGAUACUAGGAUAUUGUAUGGACUUGGUGUUGAAGAUAUUUGUGUCAAUCCAAAACACUUGGCUCAUAUAUUUCGAUACUACAUUAAAGACACUGAUUUGAAAAGUGACUCAUUUAAGGAAGUGGAUGUUCUCUUAAUGGCAUCAUUUCUCAUCCAUAUAAGACAGGGAUUUUCUUCACAAGGACUGAAUUUCCUUCAUAGCCAGCUUACUGCAGGCAGCAAUGGAGUUACAAUCCUCACACCAGAAAUAGAAUGGAAUACACGGAGCAUCUGGUCAAAGCAAGUUCCACUAUUAACUUAUAUAUGUGCAUCCAUAAGUGAAUGUUCUUGUGAUACUAUUGAGUGCCAUUCACCUCUUAGAAAGUUUGAGGGGAAAGUUGAACAGCUGGAAUUUAUGAAAUCGAUACUUUGGAACAACUAUGAAAAGUUGACUAGCCCUCGCCAUUCAGUAAGGUCAAAUAUAUACCACUUGGUUAAUUUGUGGUUUGUCAACUUAGUCCAUGGAGUAGCAAAGACUGUGAAUUACAAGAUUAAUGACUUAACUAGUAUUGAGUGUCUGAAAAAAAUAUUUGAGGAGGCAGGCGUUUCUUCUUUAGCCGUAUCAGCAAAUGGAACUGAUGUAUUUACCCUUGCUUUCAAUAGUUUUAAUGAAUUAAAUGCUGCAAUCGAAGAAAAUGAAGAUGAUUCUAGAUUAAUGUGGUUAUCUUGUAAAGCCUAUGUUUAUGUUGGUCUUCUCACUGUAAUGUUACUACUACCUCGGGAUGCCAUUGAUCCUUCUUUUCGACGAACAGUUAAAGCAAAUUAUUAUGAGAGCAAGGUGCAAGAAUACAUAACUGAGGAAGGAAUUCGAAAUUGGAUGUUUCAAGUACUUAGUGGAAUAACUCUUGAAGAAGUUACUAAAUGUAACUGCACACCUCAUCUCAAAAAUCUGUUCAAGGAACGUGAGGAAACAAAGAAGAUUCUAUAUGCUUUGAAUAAGAAAGUAGUGUGCAGGCAAGAUGAUAUGUUUGAAGAGAUUAAGGAUGUUUUAUGGGCCUGCAUGAGAGACAUUUGUUGUCCUGACAAUAUAAUAAACAUCAUGGCACAAAUAGACCGAAUUAUCCACAAUACUGCUCCAGAGAAAUGGUCAAAGGAGCAUGAUGUCCUUCUAAGAGCACAAACUCUUGCUGAGAGUCAAAGGCAAUUUAUUGAACAAAAUGCAAGAAAGUACUGGUCUUAUGAAGACUUAACUAUGCCUUUCUACCUUGGAAUUGAACAGAUUAUAUAUGGUUUGCAAUUAGCUAGACAGAUAUUUCUUCUACAGGAAAUGGAUAUGCAAUUAUUCCAAAAUACGCAUUCCCAAAGCAUAACUACUUUCCUUUCCCAGUUCAUUUCAUUUCCUGUUGAUAUUAGAUAUAAUCCCCUUGAUAUGGCGGGUCUUCUUCUAGAUACUGACAACAUAAAUUCAUUUAAAAAUCUUCUGUCCAUCUGUAAAGUUUCUGAAAUAAGAGCUGCUCGAUGCAUUUCUAAGCUUUUAAAAUCAGGGGUUCUUGAAAUUACUAAUGAAAUCCGUAUGAGGCCACUUUGUUCUGAUACUGUAAAGCAUAAAGUUUUCACUCUAUUGUCAUCUGCAAUGGCAUUCUUUUGGGAUGCAUGGAAUUUGCAACAAAUUCAGAUAAAACAAAAGAAAGAAGAGGAGGAAAGUCUUUAUAUUCAUAAGGAGAAACAUCAUGAAGGUGAACUGACAGAAGAAGAAGCCAUUGAAAAAAAGAUUCAGGACAGUUUCCCAUCUUUUAGAAAAGCAUAUUCUGAUUGUCUUGGCUCAAAUGAAGACAUUGAAGAAAAUCCAUUAGAAAACUUAGCUGAAAGUCUGCUUUUAACACCAGAUGAUACUUUUGAAAUAUGGCAGCUUCAUGCCACUGUGAUGUCGAUUAUGAUGCAUGAUGGGCUGAAAAAUGCAGAUGAAAAUAUGAAGUGGGUGCUAAAUAAGUCUAAAACCUUGGAUUUCAACACUCCCUAUCUCUUGAGAUACGAAGUUGUAUGUGAAAUUAUUAAAUCUAUACCUGAUAAAAUGGACGGUGCUCUGGACAGUCAGCUGAUUGCUGGACAUUUGCUAAUGUGUAAUGAACUGCAAAAGAUUCAGCAAAUAGGAAAUCAGUUUUAUGAUAUUUACCAUAGUCCAAAUCCAGUGGAAACUCUUACAAUCAAGCCAAUAUUAUUUAAACUGGAAAAUCGUUUAAAAAUACUAUUAAAAAAGCAUCCAGAAGAUCCUCUCUUACUUCAGAUUUUGAAAUUGGUCGAGCGUGUUUUUAGCUUUCCAAUAACUGAUCCUCUUAUGAAGUUUGUUGUUGGAUUGGAACUUAUACUUGAAUCAAUGCAGUCAUGGAAAGAUAUUCUAAAAGAAGAAAGAGAAACAAUUAGCAAAAAAAUAAUAGAGUAUAGGUCAUUGGAAUUAGAUGGGUGGAAAAGAGGUCUUGAUUCUGUUAUUCGAAAGCAGUAUGUAAAUUGUUCAAAGUGGUGGUUUCAUCUCUAUGGGUUGAUUAAUAACUUAACCAAGGAUCCUGAAAAGAAGGAAACAUGCGAUACUGUAAUAGAUGCUCUUAAACAAUUCUUAGAAGACUCGCCUUUGGGAGAAUUUUCUGCUCGAAUUAGCCUCCUACAUACUUUCCUUCAGCAUACUAAAUUAUCACAAACUCUACCUUCUUAUAGAAAAUUGUCAGAGCUACUUUUCAAUCUCUAUUGCUAUUAUGAACAAUUCUUGCCUAAUGUCAACAAUCGCAUUGCACAAAUAAGAAAACCAAUUGAUAAAGAACUGAAGGAUUUUGUAAAAAUAGCUCGAUGGAAUGAUAUUAAUUUUGAUGCUUUGAAACAGUCUGUUAAAAAAUCGCACAGUUUUGUUGUAAAGCAUGUAAAAACAUUCGAGGAUGCUUUGAAAGUGCCUGCUAAGGAAGUAUUUGACAUCCCAUCCAAAGCAGACUCUGAAAAAAUAGAUGGAUUUUCAUGGACUUUAGAUAUCAAAGAAAUAAAUUUUAUUUCCAAGUCAGAUGAACUUAUUAAAAGUGAAUAUUUCAGUCAACGAGAUGAUGAAUUGCUUCAAAAGAUGCCCCACUAUUACAAACGAUUGUCUAAAUUUUCUAAAAGACUCUCAAAAUCAUUUACUGUUGUUAAUGAUGUUAAUAUUUUAAAUGAAUUAUGUGGAACUAUCAUUGAGUCUCUUCAAAGUGUAAUUGUUGAUUCAGAAAAGAAAAUGAGUACUAGAUCCAAAGAGAAGAAACAAGGUUUGUUGCUCAUACAGAAGAAGAAACAAUUGCUUUCUGCAUUAUUUAAGAAUUUAAAAGCAAUCGGUCUGUCAUUUGGACAUGGAAGAAUAUUUGCUAAAAAUGUUCUGAGAGGAUCUAAUAUUCUUUUAACUGUGCCUGCAUUUGAUUGUUCGCAAAUGGAGAUAUUAAAAUUUGAUAAAAGCUUUAAGGAAUUACUUUUAAAAGCGUCACAAGAUACUAGUCAUUACUUCUACAAGAGCCUUGCCCAGUAUGCAUUGUUGCAAAAGCAUAUGGAACUACCUUGUAAAGAUCUUACUUUGGAUAUCAUAUACAGAAUUGAUGGUUAUAGUGGUAGUUUAAUGUAUUAUAUUAUUACUCAAAGGCAAGAAAUGGUUCAAAUUGCAAAGAAUAUUGACAAAAUAGGGUGCUUCCUUGGUAGUUUGUCAGCUUUACAAAAUACGGUCAUUAAAAACAGGUGUACUGUUCUUCCUCCUGAAAAUGAUGUGAUGCAUUUAGAAGAAACAUUGAAUAACUUGAAUAUUCGAAUGAUGGCCACUAUUCAACAAUUUGGAGUGCUGAUGAAUUGUGCUCCUCGAUCUUUUAAAUGCAGCUUUGGUGAAAUUCCACUUGUAGUUAAAGAUCCAAGACUCAUUGGUUCUCUGAAGAAAGGGGAUCUCAACUGGACAAAAAUGAUGACUAGUAUAGCUGAAUGCGCAAAACAACUUGAAAAGUAUUUCCAACAAUUGUUAAACUCCGAUCCAAAUUUUGUUGGGUUUGCUACUUGGGAGAGAUUUUCUCAAAUAGUAGAAAAUUUUGAAAUUUUGGCCACUUCUGUUGAUAUUGCUUUGAGUUCUAUGCAAGAGCCUCUUUUCAAUAAAAAUCAACAAAUUGUUAGUAGUCUCACCAGGCUUUACAAUGAAGUUCAUGAAGAAUUUAAGAAUGCAACUGCGCAGUAUAAUCUGAUCAACUUCGAAGCAAGAAUGAGGAGAUCUCAAAAAGAUGAUAUGAGAAAUAAGUCUGUUGGCAGUAUUAUUCAAAAACUUACUAAAGAAGUACUUUUAGCUUAUCAGGAUAUUGCUACUUUAUGUGCCACAACUGAUAUGGAUGGUUCUGAUGAUAAUAUUUGUCCUGAAAAUCUUUUGACUACAAGGAUAAUGACAUAUUUAUCAAACUUCGAAAAGUAUCUCCGUUUCAAAAAGGUUAAAAAGCUAGUACUUAAAUUAAAAAAGCAUAUCCAGCAAUAUUUGUCUUCAAUAGAUGAUCUAAAAGCUAUUGAUGAUAGCUUAAGGUUGCUUCUUAAUCUAACACCCGUUUUGAAGCAGUAUUUCCAGCUGGUCAAGGUUUUUUUCGCUACUUAUCUUGGAAUGCACAGAACAUCCUGCAAGUUCUUAACUAUUCUGUUAGAUAUAUUCGUCAUCUUAGCAUCUAAGGGAUUUUGUAUACCUCCUGAACUUCAAGAAGAAGCUCAAAAAUCUGGUGAUACUAAAUUUGAAGACAUUGAAUCUGGUGGCCUUGAUGAAGGUGAAGGUGUGAAAGAUAUUAGUGAAAACAUUGAAACGGAAGAUCAGUUGGAAGAUACCUUAAAAGAAGGCCAGGAGAAAAAGGAGAAGGAAGAAUCUGACGAUAUUAAAAAUGAAGAAAAGGGUAUUGAAAUGUCAGAAGAUUUUGAGGGUAAAAGUUACGAUCCUGAAAAUACCUUAGAUGAAUCGGAAACAAGUGAUUCUGAAGAAGAAGGUGAAGAUCUUGAUAAACAGAUGGGGGAUGUGGAGGGUGAAGAUUCAGAAAAACUUGAUGAAAAGGUGUGGGGUAGUGAUUCUGAAGAUGAAGAUCAAGAGGAGUUGAAUGAUGCAAAUGAUACAGGUGGUAUUUCUGAAAACAGACCUUCUGAACUGGUUGCCAAAGAUGGGCUUGAAAAGGAAAAUAACCGUGAUAAAAGUAAAUUGCCAGAAGAAACCUUACCUGAAGAAAACAAUGAUGAAUAUCAAGGAAAUGCUCCUGAUCCUCUAAUAGAUGCUCCUCCUGAUCAAGAGCCUGAAGUUGUUGAAUUACCAGAUGAUAUGGAAAUAACUGAUGACGUCGAUAAGGACGAUGGGGACAAUGAACCUGUUGAUUCUGAAGAAAUAACUUAUAAUCCAGAUGAAUCAUUGGACUCUGGAGAUGACUCAGAAGAAGGGAAUGAACCUGAAGAAUCCAAUGAGGAAGAUUCUGAAAAAAAUUCUAAUAAAUUAGAAGAAGAUAAUGAAGGAGAAAUGGAUACCCAAAAUGGUGCUUCAACUGAGCCUGCUUCAGAAGAAGAAAAUGAAACUGAUGAUAAAAAGAACGAAUCAAAAUUUCCCACCCAAACACCAACUGCUGAAAAAGAAGCUUUGCCAUCUGCUGAUCAGGCCAAAAGCAGCUCUCAUGAUCCUGUCCAAGAGGAUACUCCAAUGGAUUGGGAAAGCGGCGCUCACCAGGCAGAUGAACAGCAUGAAGAAGGUCAAGCUAAUGCUCAAAACGAAAAAAGUGCAGCGCAUGAAGGUGUAAAGUCUUCAUCAAAACAGUCGGCAUUUAAAGAGCAGCAACAAAAGCGAAAAUUAAAACCACCAGCUCAAAAUAGAACCCUUGAUGAUAACGCAGAUAAUUCUACUUCCAAACAACGUCCAAUAGCUGAUAAACAGAGCCUCCAGAAAUCUCUUGGUGCAGAAGAAGAUGCAGAUGAUGAUGCAGAUGUAUACGAACAUGUUUCAAAUAAAGAAGAAGGAGUUUCAGAAGCUGUGGAUGUUGCCACUGAAGAACAGGCUGCUAUGAGACCAGCUCAGAUGGAGGAUAAUGAAGAUUCAGAUAGUGAGGAUGUCAUUGAAUUAUCAAGUGAUGAGGAAGAAGAGUAUUAUGAUACAAAUGAAUCGAUUCGCACUCAGGGAGAUAUCAUUAAAAAUGAUACAAGGCAAAGACCUGGAGAGCGAGGCAAUUAUGAUGAAGAGGAAAAUGGGGAUACAAAUCCUGAAGGUGAGGUAGUCAGAACUCACACAGUCCCCCGGGGAGAGACAACUAUUCACACGCAGUAUGAUCUGUGGGCAUCCAUGUCACUCAAAAAUAUGCAGGAGCGUCGGCAAGUAAUGGAGAAAAAUUUGGAACUUUUGAGUCGAGGGAGUCAAGUGACUUUCAAAGAUGCUGUUCAUUUGUGGAAAAAUUAUGAAGAUAUGGUGUUAAAUUUAGCACAAGAACUCUGUGAGCAACUAAGACUUGUUCUAGAACCUACGAAAAUGUCAAAACUUAAAGGGGAUUAUCGAACUGGUAAACGUCUCAAUAUGCGCAAGAUUAUUCCUUACAUUGCUAGUCAUUUCCGAAAAGACAAGAUAUGGCUUAGGAGAACAAAAGCCAGUAAGCGACAGUAUCAGAUAAUUCUUGCCGUAGAUGACUCUUUAAGCAUGGCUGAUAAUCAUUCCAAGCAAUUAGCUUUUGAAUCUUUAGCUGUGCUUGGUCAAUCUCUUACACUCUUAGAAUCUGGAGAGUUGUGUAUAGUAAGCUUUGGCGAAAAAGUGGAACCUCUUCAUAAUUUCGAUGAACCGUUUGACACAAAUACAGGAGCAAGAAUAGUGCAACAACUGACAUUUUGUCAAAAAAAGACUAACUAUGCGCAGCUGCUCAAAUAUGCCAUUGAUGUCAUGGUCCAAAAUAGGAAUAUAUCUUCUUUGUUGUCUAAAGAAACUGCACAGCUUUUAGUAAUAUUAUCUGAUGGCAGAGGAGUCAACAAUGAAGGAAAAGACACAAUAGUAAGUGCAGUAAGAGAAGCUAGAGACAAUAACAUCUUUAUGGUCUUCAUUAUCAUCGAUAGUCCUAAGAGCAAGGAUUCCAUUCUGGACAUCCAAAGUACUAUAUUUGAAUCAAAGGGCAAGGUUACACUCAAGCCAUAUAUAGACGAUUUUCCUUUCCCAUUCUACAUUAUUUUGCGUGACAUUUCUGCUUUACCUACUACUUUAGGAGGAGCUCUGCGUCAGUGGUUUGAGCUAGUUACAGCAACUGAGCGAUAAAGCUCAUUUUUUUACAAUCGUGUCAAAAUGUGAACAUCAAACACUUUUUUUUGUUUUCUAAUCAUCAUUCACUGUUUUAGGUCUUUCAAUUGUGUUCCUAGUUGUAAAAUCAUUACUAUGAAAUCAACCAUUCAUUUUUCUUUUUUAAUUUUAAUAUUUGAAUGCAUGCUUAAGGAAAAAUGUUGUCUUUUCUUAAGAUAAGGCAUUUUAUUUAAGUUGGAUCUUUUUUAUGUAAAAUAACUAUUUCUACAAUUUUAAGAAUUCACAAAUUGCCCCUUAAUUGACUUUAUAAUCAACAAAUGAAGAACUAUUUGUGCUAAGAUUUUAAUGUUGUGUCCUUGUCACUGGAUCUUGUUUGUGAUCAUUAAUUAUUUUGUAUGGAAGAAUUAAAAAAAAACAUCUAUGAUUGCCAUGAAAGAUAAAAUGAUUACUGUGCAACCCCUAUUCAACUAUGUAUAAGAGAAUCAAAACAUGAACAAUGAUGUGAUUACUAUGCAAACCUUGUCCAACCAUGUUUGAGAACAAUUGUGGAAGGAAAGUGCUGAUAAACAUUACAGAUCAUUUAAGGUCUUAUAAAGAAUAAAGAGUUUGUAAGAGAAGAGAAUUGAUCACAUUGUAGCUUUGGGGGAUUUUUUUCCUUUCAAUUCAAUAUAAUUAUAGAUAAUUCUUUUCACUUUAUGUUUCAUGAGUGUAUUAAAUAACAUAAUAUUAACAAUUUAUGAUGGCCAUAUAUUUUUAAAGUAGAAAAACUAAUAUACUCAAUAUCAGUAUUAAAAUUAUUGAAAAUAUGUAUGUAUAAAAUAUAAUACAACAUAUCUCAAAUAGAAAUCUGUUCCAGUUGCCAGCAAUUUUAUUCCUUUUUUUUCCCCUCGAGAAUAGUUGGAAGGAGCUAUACAAUUAUAUUUGGUUUUAUAUGAUGUUAUAUAGGUAAUUAGGUACCUUCCCCUAAUAUUGUUUUGUAAUAUAUCUAAGGUAAAAAAAAAUAAGGCAGUCAUUUAAACUUAAAUACUAUGUCUUUUUUUUUAAUAUAUUUUUUUAAUCAUGUUCUUAAAUUUAGUAUAGAUUUUUUUAACUAUCCAACAAAAAAUGUGUCAUAAAAGAAAUAAUAUUUAAUUAAUUUGUUUAAUAAUUUAGCAUAUAUUUCUUGUAAUAUGAAUUAAUUUCUUAAAAUGUGUAAUAAAAAAAGAAAAGAAAUAUUAGAAAAUAAUGUUCUUGUGUAAUGCUGUUUGUAAUAACAUUGUAUUCUUCAUUUCUCUGAGGUUUCCACAUUUUAAAUGAAUUGCACUUAAUCUUUUAGGUUUGUAGCAUUUUCUGAAUAAAUAUAUGUGAUCUUUGAUGGAGCGAAACUUCAUAAUAUUCAAUGGUGGUACUAGUCUUAGAUUUUCUAUAGUAGUGUUUCCCUUGUGUUUCUUUCUCUCUCCCCUUCCUCACUCAACUGAAUAUUUACUCUGAUCUGUUAUUAGAAAGAAAAAAAAGUCCUUGUUUUAGUAGUCAUGAAAUUACUUAGAUCAAUAGUACAGUGGUUUAUACAGUUUUUAUAUAAAAAAUAAAUUUUGUCGUGCUCAGUAUUAAAUCAAAUGUUAGUAUUUAUAUAUUUUAGUUUUGUUCUAUAAAAAUUAUAUUUUAAUGGCUUUUUCUGAAUGCGGUAAUUUUUUUUCAACCUUAAAUAUUCUUAUAAUUUUUUAAAAAUGGUUUUGCAGAUUAAACUUAUGCAAGUGCUCUGUUAAAACAGUGAAAUUUCUCAAUUUUGAUUGUUGCAUGACUGUUAAUCUUUACUGUUUUUGUGCUUUUUUAAUUGGGAUAUAAAGCAAUGGCUGUUUUUUUUAGUGCCACUUGGAUGUCCUUAUUUUUAUGGAAGUGUAUUUUUAACAGUAACUUGUGAAUGAAUAUGUACAUUUGACUCAGUUGCUCG